CUGUACUUCAAUAAACCUUAAUUGAGCCUAUAAUUAUAAGUGCUCAACAAAGGCUGUCUGCAACUGAAGUAAACAGAGCCACGUAUAUACCUGACGUGUUUGCAAUUUAUUGAGUCAGUGCUCAUCACUAAGCAACUGGUGACCAGUUUUUGAGGCUUCAAGCAGCCAUUAUACCCUCAAUCACUCUGACAGGUGUUCCGAAAUUCAGAAAAUUUACCACUUGAAUUUGCAACAUUUAAGUUGGGCUAUAAAAGAGAAUGACUGGAUGAGGCAAGUAUCUCUGCAGAUACUAUAUCCAACUUCUCCUCAUCCUUAAUAACAAGCUUCAACCAAUAAUUAUGACUAGUUCGACUGCAAAGCCUGAUGUUAUCCUGUAUGAGCAUGAUUUCAAAGGCCAGACCCUUCCCCUUUCCAAGGCUACCCCCAACUUCGUUCCUCUCAACUUCAACGACAAAGCCUCCUCUGUUGAGGUAGUAAGCGGUGUGUGGACUGUCUACCAGCAUGUCAACUACGAAGGGAGAAGGCUCACCCUGGGAGUGGGAAAGUACGACUAUGAAUUCAUCUCGAAGAGAAUUGGAAAUGAUGUAAUUUCCUCUGCUAGGCCUGCUGAGAUAAUCCUGUAUCAGCAUGCCCAGUUCCAAGGGAAAAUUCUGAAUUUAUACGAUGACACUCAAAGCUUGGUUCCGCUGGGUUUUAACGACAUUGUGUCUUCUAUUGAGGUCACCUUUGGCGAAUGGUCAGUGUACGAACACGUCAACUACCAAGGAGUGCGACUCGAUUUGAAUGUCGGGAAAUACGACAUCGACUACAUAACCAAGAAUAUGGGAAACGAUGUCAUCUCUUCUGUGAAACUGAGAGUUCCUGAUAUUAUCUUGUACGAACAUGCUGAAUACAAGGGCCAGACUCUUCCCCUAACAGAAGCUACCCCUAACUUUGUUCCUCUCGGCUUUAACGACAAAGCCUCCUCCAUUGAGGUCACAAGUGGAAAGUGGACUGUCUACCAGGAUGUGGACUACAAAGGGAACAGCCUCACUUUAGGAGAGGGAAAGUACGAUUUCAGUUUCAUCUCAGGAAAAAUCGGAAAUGAUGUAAUUUCUUCUGCUAGGCCUGCCGAAAUAACACUGUUUGAGCAUGCUAAAUUCGAUGGAAAACGCAUGAAAUUGUCUAAAGAUACUCCAAGUUUGGUUCCGCUAGGUUUUAACGACAUUGUGUCCUCCAUUGAAGUCACAUUUGGUGAAUGGAAGGUGUAUGAGCACGUCAACUACCAAGGAAAGAGUCUCCUUCUGAAAGUUGGUAGGUAUGACAUUGACUACAUCAAGAAGAAUCUAGGAAACGAUGUAAUCUCCUCUGUAAAGCUUGCUUGAAAAGAACACUUACACACUACAGCUUAGCUUACAAGAACAAUACCAGUAUGCAGUGUAUCCAGUCUAUAGAGAGUAGAAUACACAUAAUAUUUAUGGAGUAGUUGUACUUAAAAUGUAUCUUAAGAUUGGAACAUUUCUGCUGAUACCAUUGUGUAGGUAAAUGAAUAAGCUACAACAUAUAUAAUUAUUUCCUCAAAGUUG
This is a messenger RNA of Halichondria panicea, 1565 nucleotides long. Its product is annotated as beta/gamma crystallin domain-containing protein 1-like. The record is from RefSeq and is a predicted model, not a curated record. The coding region runs from base 339 to 1364 and encodes 341 amino acids. NCBI's taxonomy places the organism in Eukaryota, Metazoa, Porifera, Demospongiae, Suberitida, Halichondriidae. The transcript has 4 exons.